AUGGAAUGCGAUAUGCAAUAUUUGAAUCAAAUGCUGAUGCGAUUAUUUGGUGAACAUUCACUUCAAGUGGAUGAUAAUGAUUGUCAAUAUAAUAAUACUGACCAAUGUAAAACUGAACCUAUGGAAGUGUCUAGUACGACUGGACCAGAACAAUCUUUUACACCAACAACACAUAUGACUACUAGUAAAUGUCAACCAUACUGUCUAGUUAUAUUCAAUAAUCCAAGAUGGUCUCGAAUUUUACACAAAACAUCGACACAGAUGCCCAAAACAAAUCCUCGAGAAGCAAAACAGCAACCACAAGCAGCAUCACAACAACACCACCACGAAAAUUUGCAAGCAUCAACCAACAAAACAGUUCAAUCUUUAGUCAAACCCGAAGUCAAAGAAAACUCUUUGGAUGAUAUUUUUGUUACUGAAUUAAAAAAGCUCAUCACAGAUUACAUUCAACGUACAACACGACCCUUGCCACUUAAAUAUUUUCUUGAUUUCACACACCAAUAA
Molecule: messenger RNA, 504 nt
Organism: Rotaria sp. Silwood1
Lineage: Eukaryota; Metazoa; Rotifera; Eurotatoria; Philodinida; Philodinidae
Source: the annotation of a GenBank genome assembly